Messenger RNA from Pygocentrus nattereri (red-bellied piranha), 6372 nucleotides. It is a transcript of the gene lsm14aa, whose product is annotated as LSM14A mRNA processing body assembly factor a. NCBI's taxonomy places the organism in Eukaryota, Metazoa, Chordata, Actinopteri, Characiformes, Serrasalmidae. The transcript has 9 exons. Gene Ontology annotation, biological process: P-body assembly; cytoplasmic stress granule assembly. The record is from RefSeq and is a predicted model, not a curated record. Gene Ontology annotation, molecular function: mRNA binding. Bases 208 to 1506 code for a protein of 432 amino acids. Gene Ontology annotation, cellular component: P-body.
GUGACGGGCUGCUGAAAAUAGGGGCGGCCAUGUUGUGUUGGUGAAGCGGAGCAGCUCGCAGUGACUGUGUUGUAAAUCACGUUAUUAAAUGAACUGAAGCGCUACCGACAGCGAUUUCUGCCUAUACCUAAACCUGCGGACUGCAGUAGGUACCACGGACGGAAGUCUAUCAGUUUGAACUGAAAUCUCGCCGAAGUCUGAGUCAGAAUGAGCGGAGGAACCCCGUAUAUCGGGAGCAAAAUCAGCCUGAUCUCCAAGGCCGAGAUCCGCUAUGAGGGCAUCCUCUACACCAUCGACACCGAGAACUCCACCGUCGCACUGGCUAAAGUGCGCUCCUUUGGAACUGAGGAUCGCCCCACUGACAGACCUAUACUGCCCAGGGAUGAGACAUAUGAGUACAUCAUCUUCAGAGGCAGUGAUAUUAAAGACCUGACGGUUUGUGAACCUCCCAAACCAACUUUGCCUCAGGACCCUGCUAUUGUUCAGGUGGGGGACAAAUCCUCUAUGGGAUCUUCUUCUGCACCAACAUCCUUCCAGUGUGGAAACUCUUAUGGACUGUUCAAACGGGCUCCAGUGUCCCCAUAUAGCCAGUUUACUAAUAGCCCAUUGGUUUCACCCCCAUUUGGGGCUGUUGGAGCUCGCAGCAGUCCUCCCCUGGAAUCCUUGCAGAAGAGUCCGCCACUGGAGCCAGCAGCACCGCCAGCCCCAUCUAUGAGUGCUGCUGCACCUGCCUCGGUGGGCCGGAGGAGUCCAAUCGCAGUGCGUCUAACCACAUCUGGUAACCAGAAGCCACUGGACAUCCUGGAGCAGAGGAGGGGCAAUGAAGCGCCAAAAGUGGCCACUCGACCCGAGUCUGAUCAGUCCAGAGGUGAAAACAAGGAUGCCUCUAAGCGGCAAGCAGCUGCUGGCCCAUCAGCUCCCCGUCGUGGUCGUGGAGGAGGUCAUCGUGGGAGGGGGCGUUUCCCUGUGAGGAGAGAUGGACCAAUGAAGUUUGAGAAAGACUUUGACUUUGAGAGUGCCAAUGCUCAAUUUAACAAGGAGGAGAUUGACAAGGAAUUCCAGAGCAAACUUAAGCUGAAAGAUGAGAAGACAGAGAAGGCGGUGAAUGGGGAGGAUAAAGGUGAUUCUGGGGUUGACACUCAGAACAGUGAGGGUAAUGCUGAAGAGGAGGAUCCUCUUGGCCCAAACUGCUACUAUGAUAAGUCCAAGUCCUUCUUUGACAACAUCUCCUGUGAUGACACAAGGGAGAGGAGGCAGACCUGGGCAGAGGAGAGGCGGAUGAAUGCUGAGACAUUUGGGAUCCCGUUGCGUCACAGCAGAAACCGUGGAGGUUUCCGGGGCCGUGGGGCCAUGGGAUUCCGCAACAACCGUGGUCGUGGGUCCAGGGGAUCAUUUGGAUCCUCACAUACAGGUGGCAGCGGUUUCAGGGGAGGGUUCAGAGGAGGCCAGGGAGGAAGGGAAUUCUCUGAUUUCGAAUACAGGAAGGACAACAAAGUAGCUGCAUAGUGCAAGAGAGAGCCAGAUCCACAAGAAGAUCUAACUCAUGGGGUAUACAUUUUCGGUCACUACUUUUGACUACAGGAAUGAAGAAAAAAAAAUUACUAGAUGUAUAUUUGUCACCAGCACUGGUAGAGACCACUUGAUAAGUGGAUGUAAAUGCAAUUUCUUUUCCAUAUCUUUUUAAAGGGUGGAAAUGUUUCCGCUUUUUCAAAUGUUAGUCUGACCAGAAUAUUUCCAGAUUGAUAAUUCUGUGUAUGUGUGUAUUUCAGAGGGACUUUUGUUUGUUUACUAAAUUUGUAUUUAAUGAUCUGUUAGAUAUAAAGUGACAGUGUACAUAUGCCCACAUACUGUGAGUACUUGAUCACUGAAAUAGCUUUAUUAUUGUUAUUUUAAAUAUAACUUCCCUCUUAGCAUUAGAACAGCCAGGUUGGGUCUCAGUUACAGCUUUUUACUGUAUUUUUCUACUUACUUACAUUGUUCACCCGAGUUAGGUAGGCAGUAUGAUUACACUUCACCUGUUCAAACAACUAGUGUGCAUUGGUGGUUUUCAGUAAAUGGCUUUUAUUUUUGUGUUUAUCUUAAACGUUUGUAUGUGAGGUUUGUAGUCAAUGCAAAUGUUUCUCAUCAAUGUGAGCUGUUGGAUAUGGACACAGAGGAAUGACUGUGUUAACUCAGAGUGUGUUUCACUAUAUUUAAGCUUGAUUUUUUGGGCUAAGCUGCAUUCCCUCUAGAAAACUGCAGUCUCAAAUCCUGAAAUGUUCUACCUUUAGGUGUCCCAAUGCCCAUACCUUUUAUAUGGCAUCAUUCAUUUUGUGUCUGUUUCACUAUGUACACCUACAUUGUAAUUGUGUCAUACAGUCAGUUGUAAGCUGUAAUCCAUGCAUUUCUGGCACCACUGUUCAGAUGUUAGGUGACCGAUGGUAGUGUAUCUUCAUUGUUCAAGUGUUUUCCUUGGCCUCCUCCAUGUGUGACUUGUUUCUGACAACAGGCCACAACAGGACAGGUAUUAGUGGAGUAUUUUGUAUACCUGCCACUGUAUGCAAUAGUUUCGGUACCCUGGUCAAAAUACAUAAAAGCAUUUGCAGGGAAGUGUCAUAUGUGUGUGUUCCCUGCAGAGGAUGUGUUCGCACUUAGAAAAUCAACAAAACAUGUAAUUUGACCAGGGCUGUACAAACUUUUGCACAUGACUAUAACUUCCAAAACAUUUAUAUAUAUAUAUAUAUGUAUCUUCUACAGUAAUGUUUAAAGCUAAAGUGACAUACAUAAUAAGAUUACUUAGCACCCAGAAUGAGAUAUUAAAGCACUGUUGUUUUUAAUUGUACAUACACUUAAUCUUUUAAGCAAAGCCUGUUUAUUGGAAACCAUUGUCACUGGCAAGGUAGUUAUGCGUGGUAUGUAUAUCAUCUGUAUUCCCAUACAUGAAUUAAGUCUGGUCUUGCACAAAAAAAAGCGCCAUGUUAAUGGUGAUUCAUUGGAAAUUGGUCUGAAAACCUGGAUUUGUACAGUGUACAGACUUGCUAGGCUUUAGUUAUAUUUAUAAGUGCUUGCUUGUACAACUUCUAUAUAGGCCAUUUUAACUAUAUAUGUACAGUAUGAAAUAUAAAAACAGGUAAACCUAGCAUGUAGUCAGGUUUCAUGUGCUGAUGAGAAUAUGCUGAUAUGACUUUAAUCUAGAUAUGCUUUAGUCAGUCAGCUCACUCGUGGUGCCAGAAUAGUUGCAUUGCUGCCUACUACUGGGGUUAUAAGGUAUGACACCACUGGCCUCAAGUAAGUGUACCUAAUGAAAAGUAUGAAAGCAUAUCAGCAUCAAAAUUAAAAUGAAAAUAGCAGUGUAAUCGUAAAUUUGAAUUACAAUUUUCCACUCAUACAUGCAAGUUUGGGCUCAAAAUGAAAAUUCAGUAAUUCAUAUUUGCUGUUUGAUGCAAUAGUAUUGUUGUCAUUUACAGAAUUUUUUUUUAUUCUUCUAGUAGAUUUAUUUAAAGUAAAAUGUAUUUCCAGAGCUGCAUAUUCAUGGUUUGAGAUUAUGUAAUAGUGGUGUCAAAAUGAUUAUUAAAAUGUAAUUUAUCUUUUAUGCACUUGCACUCUCUAGUAAUGUUUUUUUAAUUUGUAUUAUUAAAGUGAACAUCAAGCUUGAAAGAUGUCAAAAUUGAAAUGUAAAUGGGAAACAGCACCUCAUGACUGACAGAAUGAUGGCCAUGUUGUGAGAAUAUGUAAUUACAAAGCAAAGAGGCACUGUUUUCCACUUAAAUUAGAAUUUUAACAUUUUUCUAUCUUGUUCUCUUUGAUAAUGCGGUUUCAAAAACAGUGAAAAUGCAUAUACGAUACAUCCAUCCAUCCAUCCAUCCAUCCAUUUUCUAAGCCGCUUCUCCGUCAGGGUUGCGGGGGGAUGCUGGAGCCUAUCCCAGCAGUCUUCGGGCGAAAGGCAGGAUACACCCUGGACAGGUCGCCAGUCCAUCACAGAUAUACGAUACAUUUUAUUUUAAUUAUCAUUUUGACACCAUUGUUGCAUAAUCAUAUAAGGCAUGAAUAUAUAGUUCUUGAAAUACAACUAACCUUAAACAUAAAACUGCUCAUAAAGCAUUUAAAUCUCUGUGUAAAUUAAAUGUCUAUAUUAGUGCACCAAAUGAAAAUGGAAUUAUUGAAUUUGAAUGGCCACUUUGAGCCCAAACGUGCAUGUGUGAGUGGACAGUUUGAAUUUAAACUUAGGGAUGCCCUGCCAUUUUGCAUAUUACAUUUUGAUUUGAAUUUUGAAACCGAUAUGCUUCUAUAGAUGAGGCGCUUUAUCCCUUAUACAUUGCAAGAGUAUUUGCUGAAGCAAUUUUAAGAGAGUAUUAUAGUGGUCUGGGUCUUUGCACAGAAGCUAUACUGGUUAGCAGUGUGGUGGGUAAGUGAAUGUAAUGUACAGGUUGGCUGUAUGUAGAAGAUUUGUGCCAUUGCGGAAGGCUGUUUAAUUAGUCAUUGCAUUCCUCUUGCAUUGCCUGUAUCGCUGUAUGGAACAACGAGUGGCUGCUGUAUCUUUUAUAAUAUCAGUCGUCUAUUGUAUAUGUCCUGCAGAGUCUAGUUUCACUGGCAUGCUUACCUGGUGAAACUGGACUGGAUAUCAUAAUGUUUGUUUUUAACUGAUUUGGUAUGAACACGACGUCAGUUCCUGUCUACACCUGUGGUGUGCAUUAUGUGCAAUCUGUUCACAGCCCCACUUCCGAUGAGAUGUUUCACUGUGUGGGUUACUACUGCAUAUGAAGACUUUAUUGUUCCUAAUGAACAGGUUUAAACAUUUUAAAUGUAUCAUUCUGACACUGCAACCAGAUGAACUGAUGUUAUAAUUUGUUACCCUCUGUAUUAUGAAAUGUUUUCCAUUUUCAAACAUCUGUUUACCUUAAGCUUGUGAACAUCACAGUAUGGGGACAACCCAAGACAACCAAGAUAAACCACACCUCCACUCUAAUCACUACACCCAGGGCAAACACUACUCUUAGUACACUCAGCCAUAUACGCUUACAGUUAAAGUGAAAAUACAGUGAGAAUGUUGGCAGGGGAGGGGGCAAAAUACAUAUUCAGAAGUAAAACUUGUCUGCUGAGAGAAAGGAUUCGGCUUGAGUAAAAUUAGUGGAAAUGUAUUGGGCAGCACUGUCCAGUUUUACUUGAAUGUAAGCGUAUUUAAAUCUUUGAACUUUUUCAUUCAUGCAAGGUCUAAUUCACCUUAAUUGUUACUACAGAUUUUGUCUAUGCCCUUUUAUGUUCAUGAGUUACUGUUUCGAAAGUAGAAGUUUGUCCUACAGGAAAACUUCGGAGUGUAGUAUUUUUAAGAAUGCCCCUAACUGAAUUUUGACAUUUCCAGAUGUUGAAGUUCUCAAUGUUUGCUUCCCAGUAUCUGUCUUUCUUCAUCCAACUUCCCAUUAACCACAAAUCAGUUUGGUGUACUUGUGUCAUGGGUGUUAGCACUACAGCAAUAAUUUUGACAUCAUCUUGUUUCAACCUUCAUUGACCAACUGACAAUUCCUGGGUGCUGUAAAAUGCAAAUAGCAUAUUAAAGUGCAAGUAGCUGCUUGUAGAUCAAAACUUGGUUUGAUUAGUGGGAAAUUGUUUAGAAGUGUCCGUCUGCACUCGUUUCUGUCCACUUUAUUCUCAGAGGCUUACUGCAUUUUGAGCAUGGCUGACUUUAUAAAGGAGUUCUCUGGAUGUAAGCAUUUAUAAUCGAAUAUUGUUCCAGAUUUUUUCACAGUCUUAAGAACAUGGAACGUCAUUGUUAUCAAUAGAUGCUAGCUUAUGAAGUUUUGCACACUACCUAAAAAGUAAGGGUUAUAAUGAAAUGUUCAGUUUGUUAAAACUUCUGGCAAAAUCCAAUGUUUUAAUAAAACAAUUCAAGAGAUGCAGCUUUACUGUUUAAUUGAAAUAUGUCAGAUUAGUCAUUGCCUAUUCAGUUGCUUUAGGGAUGUAUUUUGAAGCUAAAGUAAAAUCCAGCCUUCUUACAGGUACACAGCAUCUGUCUGUAUAAUAUUCCUAGUAUGUGAAAGUAGAAUCAGGUCUUGCUGAUCCAUGAUCAGCACUUUUAAUUUAAAGGUGUUUAAUACAUGUAUACAGACGUUCAGUCGUGUUCACAGUUGGACACCCAGGAAGCAUGCUUUUAAUGUCAGAAGCCACCAAAUCUUGACGGAACGUAUGGCAAUGCUUGUGAGGCAAAUACUGUUACUGAAAUGUUCUGUAAUUGCGUACCACCAGUUUCUUUUUGUGUUGGUUUAACUUAGCAUUUCUUUCUGUAUGUACAUCUACAGUAACAUUUUUUUUGUUCAUUUUCAGCCCCAGCAUGGGGAAUGUACCUCAGUGUAAAGAGGUUUUUACUCUGAGAUAAGAAAAAUAAACAGUUGUCCUUUA